This is a messenger RNA of Dichomitus squalens LYAD-421 SS1, 471 nucleotides long. RefSeq lists its product as uncharacterized. The transcript has a single exon. The record is from RefSeq and is a predicted model, not a curated record. NCBI's taxonomy places the organism in Eukaryota, Fungi, Basidiomycota, Agaricomycetes, Polyporales, Polyporaceae. Bases 1 to 471 code for a protein of 156 amino acids.
AUGGCCAAGCCUAGCUACUACGGCGCAGUCAGGGAUUGCCUCGGUUUUACGCCCGAGCUUGUACACACUUCCCAAGUCGCAGAACCAUCCUUCGACACUUCUCCGGCUUCAGGUCGUCCACCGAGGCACCGUCAGGCGAAUGCGCCACGAGCUUCAACAGUAAUCGAACUUCGCGACAUCUUAAACCCGAGCUCUCCUGUCCCGAGGGAGGAGAGCCGGUCUCCGUCUCCCAAGCUGCCGAACCAUCCUAUUCCUGUCCCAGAUGUCCCUAUGUCCGGUAUCCAUUCAGCCACUCUUCCCGACUAUGCAGGCAAUUUCACGGAGACUGCCGCCGGGGAUGACUCUCUCGCAGGCCACUACUAUCGUGGGGUGACUGAGGACUCUCCGACUUUCCCUACCGAGUUUCGACUGAGCUCUCACUCGGAGUUGCAGCCUAUGCCCCAGAAUGUAGUCUCACGCCACUCCAUUUAA